This is a messenger RNA of Caenorhabditis sp. 36 PRJEB53466, 1220 nucleotides long. NCBI's taxonomy places the organism in Eukaryota, Metazoa, Nematoda, Chromadorea, Rhabditida, Rhabditidae. The record is from the annotation of a GenBank genome assembly.
AUGGCUCCGACUCCAUUUAGACUUCAGAAUCUUCGCGGAGAUCGACUAGAGUUUAUCAUUCGUCAAUUGGACUAUGAAUCCAGGUACGUUGUUAUCGACUGUUUGAGUACAUGCCUAGUCCUGGUAGCAUUGUGAUCGGGGACCUUGGGACCGAAUUUCAGAAGAAUCGGAUCAUCCGGUCCCGAGAUAUAGUCAGUCAAAGCCUAAAUCCCAGACUUUUUCGUCCAACUUCAGAUCAGAUGAUCCGACCCAAUCACUGUGAAGCCUUUUUUUCAGACGCAACCUGCGUCAAUGUUCCCGGCGCCUUCAAUUUAUCGUCGACGCCACCAGCUCCAAGUACAAGAGCAUCUCGAUCACGCACCUCGCGGAUUGCGUCGAACUUUGUGUGACUCGACACUCGCAGCCCGUCUACGUCCAGUUCACACACUUUAAAAGAAUCGUUUUGGCCAACUAUUUGGGCGAGGGAAGCGAAGAGGACAACGACAAAACGUGUUCGGAGAGCCUCUUCAUCGAGCUUCAAGGCAUAUUCGCGAGUCGAGACGUGACCAUCGAUCGGCUCACCGUGAACUUGUCGUGUUGUCCGCAAGAGCGUCUCGGCACCGAAGGGGCUACGAUGAGCACACUCAUCGAAAUCUUCACAAUGAUCGCCGAGAGAUCUCUAAACGUCAAGGAGAUUGUCUACUUGUGCCGGCCCCGCCACGAGUUGAUCUCGACCAUUCUCGCGCGGUGCAAGGAGAGAACACUGAAAACGUUGCAAGUCAACACCGCAAUACCGGCCUAUCGGAUGAAAAACGCGUUCAAAUCGCCGCAAUGGGUCUUUCUCGAAAAGUUGAUCUACUUGAACAACGUCGAUUGGCCGAUGGAGGCGAUUUGGGAGCUUCCGCGGGUGCUCGGCGAAUUCGGACCGAAAUCGAUCAAUUACUUGCGGAUCCGUGUGAUUGUUGCGGUGAGUUUUCGUUUCUAGACGCCUAGAAACAUUCGAACCCCUUCAGCACUUGCUCAACUCGGUCAACUUCCUCGAAUUCGUGUUCUACUGGCCACUGAUGACGCAAUUGGAGAUCACGACGCUGUUCAGAUCGCCCGGCACAUCCGAUCCGACGGACCGCGAGGCUAUAACCUUUCCUUUCGAGAACAAGUCUCGCUCGAUGACCGUCUACGCCUGGCCGAAUCGGGUCAAAUUUCUGAAGAAUGGUGCCGAGUCGGUUUUCCGGUUUUUGUGA